AUGGGGCGCCUCCAGCUUGCUCUUCUCGUCUUCGUCCUCGCCGUCUCCGCCGCGAUCGUAUCUGCCUCCGAAAAUUCCACGGCGAAGGUGAAGGCGGAGGCUCCCGCCACCAACGGAGGCUCCGACGGCGAGGCGCCGGUUGACAACAACACGAUCGGGACCACCGACGAUGGUGGCGACAACGACGACGGAGCAGCCGCACCCUCUCCCGACGACGAUGACGUGGUGGUUCCCGGACCGAUCGGGAGCGAGUCUUCGUACUCAAAUUACCCUCCGGCUCAACCGACGGGCUCCGCCGCAAUCGGGGGCGUCUCCGCCGUGACUGGCUUCGUCGCCGUUGCAGGCUCGCUCUUCUUUUUCUGA
Messenger RNA from Tarenaya hassleriana, 363 nucleotides. RefSeq names its product anther-specific protein BCP1-like. The record is from RefSeq and is a predicted model, not a curated record. The transcript has a single exon. NCBI's taxonomy places the organism in Eukaryota, Viridiplantae, Streptophyta, Magnoliopsida, Brassicales, Cleomaceae. Bases 1 to 363 code for a protein of 120 amino acids.